Messenger RNA from Erigeron canadensis, 2594 nucleotides. RefSeq names its product casein kinase 1-like protein HD16. Bases 408 to 2219 code for a protein of 603 amino acids. Gene Ontology annotation, cellular component: cytoplasm; nucleus. Lineage: Eukaryota; Viridiplantae; Streptophyta; Magnoliopsida; Asterales; Asteraceae. Gene Ontology annotation, biological process: signal transduction; endocytosis; peptidyl-serine phosphorylation. Gene Ontology annotation, molecular function: protein serine/threonine kinase activity; ATP binding. The transcript has 17 exons. The record is from RefSeq and is a predicted model, not a curated record.
ACAGCCGUUCCCCCCUAAUUUUGACCUAAAAAUUUUAAUCAAAUCAAAAAAUAUAUACAUACACAAUAUCUGUAUCUAUAUUUCUCUCUCUCUCUCAAACCCUAUCAAAAUUUCUACUAAUCUUCAAAUUUACCGAUCAUAUAUUUCUAAACAAAGCAUCGUUGAACGCGUUGUUUGACUAAAUUAUUUACCUAGGGUUUGACCAUAGAUUAUGAUUAUAGAUACAGGAAUCUGUAUGCAUAUGUUUUCUCAUGUUAAUUUUAUGGAUAAAGAAUGUCGGAGCUCGGUUGUUGAGUUUUUCGCCGUGUAAUUGGUAAAUAGAGGUGGUGGUAGGUCGCCGGCGAAGAGACGAUCGGAACUUAUUUUUGUAGUUAGGUUAAUUUAACGUGUAGCGGCGGCGCGUAGAGAUGGCUGAUGGUAGUGGCGGUUUGAGUGCUAAUAAGGUUACUGGACAAGAAGAAGAAGGAAAUACUGCUCCUUUUCCUGAUAAGGUUCAAGUAGGUGGAUCACCACAGUAUAAGGUUGAGAGAAAGCUAGGAAAAGGUGGGUUUGGUCAAGUAUUUGUAGGUCGUCGUGUUUCUGGUGGAACUGAACGAAUAUCUGGUCCUGGGGCUACAGAGGUAGCUCUUAAGUUUGAGCACAGAAAUAGCAAAGGCUGCAGCUAUGGUCCUCCGUACGAGUGGCAAGUUUACAACACUCUGGGUGGUAGUCAUGGUGUGCCUAAAGUACAUUAUAAAGGAAAGCAAGGAGAGUAUUAUGUAAUGGUCAUGGACAUGCUCGGACCCAGUUUAUGGGAUGUAUGGAAUUCUUCAGGGCAAUCGAUGUCAUCUGAAAUGGUAUCUUGUAUAGCUGUCGAGGCUUUAUCAAUUUUGGACAAAAUGCAUGCAAGAGGUUACGUGCAUGGAGAUGUAAAGCCAGAGAACUUUUUACUUGGCCAGCCAUCAACAUCUCAAGAGAAGAAGUUAUUUCUUGUUGAUCUGGGGUUGGCAACGAAGUGGCGAGAGACGGCUAGUGGUCAACAUGUUGAUUAUGAUCAGCGCCCUGACAUGUUCAGAGGAACGGUUAGAUAUGCUAGUGUUCAUGCACAUUUGGGAAGGACUGCUAGUAGAAGAGACGAUUUGGAAUCUCUUGCUUACACGCUCAUUUUCCUUCACCGUGGCAGGUUGCCUUGGCAAGGGUAUCAGGGUGACAAUAAAUCAUUUCUAGUCUGCAAGAAGAAAAUGGCCACAUCUCCAGAAAUGUUGUGCUGCUUCUGCCCUGCACCUGUAAGGCAAUUUCUGGAGAUAGUCGUAAAUAUGAAGUUCGACGAGGAGCCAAACUAUUCCAAGCUAAUUUCUUUGUUUGAGGGUCUGCUAGGUCCCAAUCCUGCCAUAAGGCCAAUAAACACAGAUGGUGCUCAAAAGAUUAUAUUUCAAGUUGGUCAAAAACGGGGAAGAUUGAACCUUGACGAGGAAGAUGAAGGACAGCCUACAAAGAAAAUCCGCAUGGGAGUUCCUGCAACUCAGUGGGUUUCAAUUUACAAUGCCAGGCAACCAAUGAAACAGAGGUAUCAUUACAAUGUUGCGGAUGCAAGAUUGAGCCAACAUGUUGAGAGAGGAAAUGCUGAUGGUUUACUUAUAAGUUCUGUGGCAUCGUGCUCCAACUUGUGGGCUCUAAUAAUGGAUGCUGGGACCGGAUUCACAAGUCAAGUUUAUGAGCUGUCUCCCUUCUUCUUGCACAAGGAAUGGAUUAUGGAACAGUGGGAGAAGAACUAUUAUAUCAGUUCCAUUGCUGGUGCCAACAAUGGCAGCUCUCUUGUGGUGAUGUCGAAAGGGACCCAGUAUUCUCAACAAUCUUACAAAGUAAGCGAUUCAUUCCCUUUUAAGUGGAUAAAUAAAAAAUGGAGAGAAGGGUUCCACGUGACCUCCAUGGCAACCGCUGGUACCCGAUGGGGUAUUGUCAUGUCUCGAAAUGCUGGCUUCAGUGAUCAGGUGGUGGAGCUUGAUUUCCUUUAUCCAAGUGAGGGCAUCCACAGAAGGUGGGAUAAUGGCUAUCGCAUCACAUCGACAGCUGCUACGUGGGAUCAAACGGCACUUAUCUUGAGUGUGCCACGCCGCAAGCCUGGUGAUGAAACACAGGAAACUUUACGCACAUCACAGUUUCCAAGCACUCAUGUUAAGGAGAAAUGGGCAAAGAAUCUAUAUCUUGCUUGCAUUUGCUAUGGAAGAACUGUGUCAUGAUAACCAUGGUGUGUAAACAUUCAAGUCCCUGAGAAAUUUUGGGUCAAGGACCUUCCAGGGACUGGUCACAACUGAAACCAGUCUUGGAUUGGUUCAUGUUGGGCUAGCCGGGAGUCGUUAAAAGGUUGGUCCUGAUAAUUGUAUCUAUACUUAUAGAAUUUGAGGUUAAUGAGUCCUCUAAGCUCAUGAUGUAGACAUGUGCCUAUGCUUGAAGGAUUAUUAUGACUAGUUAGACUUCAGUCUGCAUUUUCAAUGGUUCUUUAAAUGUGAAAAGGGUGUGUUCCAAAAACACUUUGUUGAACUUCCGUUCAAUAGUAGUGUGGUGUUGUAGUAGAAUUAACUUACAUUUAUAAGUUUUGGUUUCAAUUUGCAAAA